Helobdella robusta is the source of this 198-nucleotide messenger RNA. RefSeq lists its product as hypothetical. NCBI's taxonomy places the organism in Eukaryota, Metazoa, Annelida, Clitellata, Rhynchobdellida, Glossiphoniidae. Gene Ontology annotation, cellular component: proton-transporting V-type ATPase complex. The transcript has a single exon. The record is from RefSeq and is a predicted model, not a curated record. The coding region runs from base 1 to 198 and encodes 65 amino acids.
AUGAAAAAUGGAGAUAAAUUCGGGUUCUACAAUGACUGUGUUGGAUUUUUCACUAUUGGAAUUUGGAUGUUCCUAAUUUCUGCGGCCAUACUCAUCACUAUUUUGCUGUUUGGGGUAACCAUGCUGAUGUCCAUCAACACAAUGGACCGCUAUGAUGAUCCUAAAGGAAAGUCCAUUACUAUUGCUGCAGGAGAUUAA